This is a messenger RNA of Tuber aestivum (summer truffle), 1610 nucleotides long. Lineage: Eukaryota; Fungi; Ascomycota; Pezizomycetes; Pezizales; Tuberaceae. The record is from the annotation of a GenBank genome assembly.
GGAGCCAGUUCUAAUGAUACUCACCAGCAGUUAACUUGAUGUGCGAACCAAAUAACUGAAUGACUCGGAUCAGAUCAAUAGGCAAUGUAUCUGUGCAUCUUUUCCCGUGAGAACCAUCCCGAUAAUCCCAGCCGGCCAGUGCGCUGUUGCUUGGGCGCGGUUGGGCCAGCUCUCGUGAUGUUCACUGGUAGAUUGUAUGUUGGUAUCGAGAUUUUCCUACUAGGCGCUGAUGACUAGGUUGCUGAGAAAAAGUAGGUCCCCCCUGUUCCAGUACUCGGGGGAUGCGUAUCUUCGUCGCGGGUGUUGGCUAACCAGGGCUUGACGGCGAUACCGCCCCCGCACUCAUCCCAUAGCCAAUGAAGCGGCGAAGACCGCUCCGCAGAAGCCGACUGAAAAGUAUUUCGCAUGCUCCAACUAAUUAUCGGAGCUCGUCGCUAACCAGUUUGUCAGUACUGCUGGCUAUAGUACACCCCCAUGGAUUGCUCCCAUCGUCUGGUUGGUGGCCCUCUCGAUUUUAGUUUGUGGAGCAAUGGUUCGCGGGCACUCUUGCGGCUUGAUGGUUGGUUAUCUAUGUUCGUUGCCCACCUCUUCUCCAUUGGCCGGACGCUCAUAGCACCUUUAGAUGCCCGUCACAACUUCUACCUCCACCAACCCUCGGAGCCUAUACUGGGUAAGGCCGAGUCCAACUUGGACUUUCUGCUCUAGUAUGUAUGGUGCAAAGAGCCUAAAGGCGGGUCCGCGGGUGGAACGGCAUUUCCGUUGCAACCGAUCGCGUUUGUGGUAAGAAUUGCAAAGAAUUGCUAAGAUGAAAAUUCAUUGACACAAAUUUACUGGCUUGAAGGGAAAGAUGGAAAACAGAAGAUGAAGCAGAAAUAGAGUUAUAUACCUUUCUGUACUGCAAUAAUAAUUUAAAAGAAAAAUGAUAUCUAAAAAGGAGAUUUAGUAAAGGGAACACAAUGAUGACUUUUAUAUGCAACAUUAGUAAAUUGAGUAGUUCCAUACUGGAAUCUGGUAUAGUAGUUAUGAAGUAUAUCAGUACUCUUCCAUAAGUACAUGAGCAGUAAAAGUGAGGUUCCUUUCUCCGCAUGAUCACUUUAAUUUGUCACCCAAAGAGUGCGGAUUGUAUUUGACGUUGCUGUUCUCUUGUUGUACGUAGUCUGGUUAUACCUACUAUUGAUUCUUAAUUUAUCAUGGCACAGUUAUUUACACUUGACAGUAUUUUUCAGUCUGUUUCUCUGUAGAUUCUAUCACUUGUUUCACGCUCCCCAAAACCUUCACUUUUCACUCUUGAACUACUUUUUCAUACAACAUUUAUUAAAUAAAUAAAAAUGUAAGACCUCUUCUCCUUUUGAGAAGCUUUCUCACCUACAUUUUGUUUUGAAAAUAUUUGCUCUUAUGAUCAACUAGUUCAAGAUCACACUUGCCCUGUUUUGGCGACCCGGCUUGUGUCACCUUGCGCCAUACGCUUCUACACCUCCCUUGAGAAGAGGAGUUAUAUGAGCCGCAUGGAGCUCCUACCGACCUCCGCCAGCUCUGGAAGCGGGUACAGGCCCCGCGCAGCAACCCCUAUCCCCACGAGAAGUGGCUCCGGUUUUACCGCCGCCGGGCCC